Molecule: messenger RNA, 1462 nt
Organism: Oncorhynchus masou masou (cherry salmon)
Lineage: Eukaryota; Metazoa; Chordata; Actinopteri; Salmoniformes; Salmonidae
Gene: hadh
Product: hydroxyacyl-CoA dehydrogenase
Exons: 8
Coding region: 116-1129 (337 amino acids)
Biological process (GO): fatty acid beta-oxidation
Cellular component (GO): mitochondrion
Molecular function (GO): NAD+ binding; (3S)-3-hydroxyacyl-CoA dehydrogenase (NAD+) activity
Source: RefSeq, a predicted model, not a curated record
AUCAGAGCAAUAGUAGGAAUCUAAUAAAACACACCACAUCAAAACUGGGUGAAAGGUCAUGGAACGGGCUAAAUAGUCACGUGACCACCGCCACACAACGACCUUCCUACUUUCCAUGGUGUCUGAGUGUCAGUCUGCCUGUACGUUCAGUCACAGCCAGCUCCUUCAUUCUGGUGCGGUCCUCUCCGCCUUGCAAACCAUGGCUUUCUUCACUCACCAAGUCAUCAGAGGUCUCUCCUCUUCUGCAGUCCGAAAUGCAGCGAUCAAACACGUUACGAUCAUCGGGGGUGGUCAGAUGGGUGCAGGUAUCGCACAGGUGGCUGCUACAACGGGCCAUUCGGUGGUGCUAGUUGACACAAAUGAGGAAAUCCUGAAGAAAUCCGCCAAGGGAAUAGAAGGCAGCCUGAAGAGGGUGGUCAAGAAGAAGUUCGCUGACAAGCCAGAUGCAGGAGCAGAGUUUAUUGCCAAGGUGAUGGCCAACGUGUCCAUAUCGACAGACGCAGCGUCUGUGGUGGGGAGUACAGACUUGGUGCUGGAGGCCAUCGUGGAGAACCUCAAGAUCAAACAGGGCCUCUUUGGUGCUCUGGACAAAGUGGCACCAGCACACACCAUUUUCGCCAGCAACACAUCCUCUCUGCCCAUCACCGACAUAGCCAGCUCCACCAGCAGACUGGACAGAUUUGGAGGGCUGCACUUCUUCAACCCCGUCCCCAUGAUGAAGCUGGUAGAGGUGAUUGGAACAUCAGCCACAAGCCAGGACACCUUCGAUUCCCUCCUCGCUUUCAGCAAAGCACUGGGAAAGACGCCAGUGUCCUGCAAAGACACUCCUGGGUUCAUUGUGAACCGCCUGCUGGUGCCCUACAUGAUGGAAGCCAUCAGGCUACAUGAGAGAGGCCACGGGUCAAAGGAGGACAUUGAUAUUGCCAUGAAGCUGGGUGCUGGGUAUCCCAUGGGGCCCUUUGAGCUGCUGGACUACGUAGGACUGGACACGGCUAAGUUCAUCAUGGACGGCUGGGUUGAGAAGGAUCCUAACAACCCGCUGAUGCAGCCCAGUGAGAUGCUGAACAAGCUGGUGGCCGAGGGCAAGUUCGGCAAGAAGACCGGAGAGGGCUUCUACAAGUACAAGUAACCCCGCCCCAGAAUCAACACGAGCUGGAGCCUGUUCAUUAAGGCACACCGUGACAAAACGGAAAAUGAAAAUAAGAGUUUCCGAUUGGACAAGAUCAUGUAGUCCCUCCCAGUACUGAUAAGGGCAUGAAUGAUAAUAGAAAAAACCGCUGGUUAAUUUUGACAACGGUAGAACAGAGAUGCAGCUGGUACGACCCACAGUGCCUUCCUGAAGAAUGCCAGACCGGUGUUAUCAAUUAAAAUCUGUCUUUUGACUGUAUAUUCUGAAUGUCAUCUUUAUGUGUGGUUUGUAAGCAACUGAGUUUGUGGCAUUAAACUGACUUUUCCAAAUGCU